AUGGAAACUCAUAAAAUGCCACCGACACACUUCAAGCUGAACAAGUUCACUCAAGGUUUCCAGAAUAUUGUCGACGCCUACGGUAUCGCCAACUAUCGAGAGGUUAAUCCAGCCCCUUGGUCCAUCAUUUCCUUCCCGUUCCUGUUCGCUGUUAUGUUCGGAGAUUCUGGACAUGGAAUCAUCAUGCUGCUGGCUGCGCUCGCUUUUGUGGUCUUCGAGAAGAAACUGAUUUCGAUGAAAAUCAAAGACGAGAUAUUCAACACCUUCUUUGGUGGAAGAUAUGUCGUUCUACUCAUGGGCAUGUUCUCUAUAUACACCGGUUUCUUAUACAACGAUAUUUACUCCAAGUCAAUCAAUAUCUUCGGGUCGUCAUGGAAAAACCCAUAUCCGUGGGUUUCACUGCACCUUGAAAUCUCUUAA
Molecule: messenger RNA, 420 nt
Organism: Cooperia oncophora
Lineage: Eukaryota; Metazoa; Nematoda; Chromadorea; Rhabditida; Trichostrongylidae
Source: the annotation of a GenBank genome assembly